CGGGAGGAGCCCCCAGUCCCCUCACUCUGGGUGUCAGCUUCCCCCCCCCCCCGACGGGAGAUACCCCCAGACUGUCCUAAGCAAGGGGCUACCCGCCCUCUGCUGUCGAUGGUAGAAGCCCCCUGACCUCACCCCGUGGCACGAACCUCUCCCCCCACCUUCCGGCGGGAGAAGCCCCCAGACCCAGGUGGAUUUGAGGUUGUGACCUCAGAUCCCACCUGAGUGUAUCAGCCUCCUGUUCCCCUAAAGCCGGAGAGAGGAUGCAUCUCUGUAAAACAGCAGGACCCACCCGCCCCCUGCAAAGAGGUUUCUUCUGGCUGGUCUCGUUGCUGCUUUCUUCCCUUGUAUGGUUCAUUGCAGUGCAGAUUGGUGGGAGCAACAAUGCAUCAGUAAAGAAAAAUUUGCUCAUCUUUGGUGUGGUGUUCUCUGUCCUGCUCCAGGAAGUCUUCCGAUUUGCCUAUUACAAACUGUUAAAAAAAGCUAAUAAGGGCUUAAUGACUAUAAGCCAGGAGGAAACCAUACCCAUCUCUGUCAGACAGUUGUCCUAUGUGUCUGGCCUGGGUUUUGGGAUCAUGAGUGGAGUAUUUUCUCUUGUGAAUAUCCUGACUGACUCCUUGGGACCAGGCACAGUGGGUAUUUAUGGAGAUUCUCCUCAGUACUUCCUGUCUUCUGCAUUCAUGACUUUGGCCAUUGUUCUGCUGCACGUUUUUUGGGGCAUUGUAUUUUUUGAUGCUUGUGAAAAGAAGAAGUGGUGGGCACUGGCACUAGUCAUCCUGAGCCAUUUGCUGGUAUCAGGUCUGACUUUCCUGAAUCCUCAGUAUGAAGGCAGCCUAGUGCCAUCUUAUAUUAUCAUGAUGCUUAUGGGUACCUGGGCUUUCUUCACUGCUGGUGGCUCCCUUAGAAAUCUGAAACUGUGUCUGAUGUGCAGAGACAAGGACUUCCUUCUAGCCAACCAGCGCUCCAGAUAACCUCUAAGCAUCUGGAUUUUACCCAUCCAUCUCUCUACAUGUGCUUUCACUAAACAACUGGUGCCUUCUUGACCUUUCUUGAAUGCUAAGUUGAGAUAUAUAUGUAUUCCUGUGUAACUUGGCUUCUUUCAAGCAACUGUCUGAACUGCAUAUGUGAGUGAAAUCUCUUUAAGAGUAUCCAAAAAUUAAACAGUUUACAUAUUAGCUGCUGCUUUAUGCACUAAGUUUGGGCUGAGUUAAUAGAACAAAUGAACACAUAUCAAACAUGGAUAGACUCGAUUUAAAACUAAAAGGCUAUCUGCUAACUUCAGUUGUGAAUUACACAUCCACUUUGCUAUAGAGUUAAUAAAGAUAACAUUUUAUUGUGCCACAAUGAACUUCUCGAUGCAGUAAUGAAAAAACACAAUUUUCCUAUGGUGUUUUAGCCAAAGUUAAGUUGUUUCCUAUUUUAAAAAGCUAUAAUAUUUAAUAGUUAGGCUUUCUGAAUUGUUAAAAUAUGUUUUAAAGCAUAGGGCAAUAACUUCUCUGUGUAAAUAUUAGAAAUAUCCCUUCAGGACUAUGUUGUUUGUAUAGUUGAGAUGACACACAAAGGACCAUAACUUUUUCUGACUCCUGAAAAUGUACUCAGGGUAUGUCUACACUACAAAAUUAGGUUGAUUUUAUUUAAGUUGACACUGAGCCUCUGAUUUAAGCAAGUCGAUUCUGCAUGCCCCACUAUGCACAUUGCGUCAGCGGAGCGCAUCCUCACUAGCAGGGGUUGCAUUGAUUCACGGAGCGCUGCACUGUGGGUAGCUAUCCCACGGUGCAUGGAGCCGAAUGGAAUGUUGGGUUGGGCUUGCAAUGCCUCAUGGGACCAAAACAUUUGCACGGGUGGUUAUGGGAACAUGGCAUUAGCCUCCCAUGACGCACUUACCUCCCUCCCUCCCUCCCUCCCUGAAAUCAAUGGCAAACAAACCAAGCCUUUUUUCCUAAGCCUGAAUUACCUGUGCAGACGCCAUAGCAUGGCAAGCAUGGACCCCACACAGCUGUGCACUGUUGUGAGUAUUACAAACACCUCAUGCCUUAUCCUGCAGUAUUUGCUCAGCCAAAGAAGGAGUCACCGUGCAGAACAACGUGAUGCCACUCAAGCAGCCCUGCUUGAAGCCACAGAGUGGAGCAAUUUGCAGAUGCUGGUGCCAGUUGUGUAUCACCUUGACACGGUGGAGUGCUGCUUCUGGGCCCAGGAAACAAGCACUAACUGGUGGGUCACAUAGUUAUGCAGCUAUGGGAUGAGGAGCAGUGGCUGCAGAACUUUUGAAUGCGCGAGGCCACUUUCAUGGAACUGUGUGAAGAGCUUUCACCAGCCUUGAAGUGCAGUGAUACUAAAAUGAGAACUGCUCUGACAGUUGAGAAGCGAGUGGCGAUAGCUCUGUGGAAACUUGCAACAUCAGACUGCUACCAGUCAGUGGGGAAUCAAUUUGGAGUGGCUAAAUCUACCAUGGGGUCUGUUGUGAUCCAAGUUGCCAGGGCAAUCAAUAGAUUUCUGCUAAGAAGGGUAGCGACUCUGGGAAAUGUGCAGGACAUAGUGGAUGGUUUUGCCACGAUGGGGUUCCCUAACUGCAGUGGGGUGAUAGGUAUAUGCGUUCCGUCUAUCUUGGCACCAG
Mauremys mutica (yellowpond turtle) is the source of this 2611-nucleotide messenger RNA. It is a transcript of the gene APH1B, whose product is annotated as aph-1 homolog B, gamma-secretase subunit. Gene Ontology annotation, molecular function: protein-macromolecule adaptor activity. Gene Ontology annotation, biological process: protein processing; positive regulation of catalytic activity; Notch receptor processing. The transcript has 6 exons. NCBI's taxonomy places the organism in Eukaryota, Metazoa, Chordata, Testudines, Geoemydidae. The record is from RefSeq and is a predicted model, not a curated record. Bases 261 to 968 code for a protein of 235 amino acids. Gene Ontology annotation, cellular component: gamma-secretase complex; endoplasmic reticulum; membrane.